This is a messenger RNA of Sphaeramia orbicularis (orbiculate cardinalfish), 1918 nucleotides long. Its product is annotated as casein kinase II subunit alpha'-like. Gene Ontology annotation, molecular function: protein serine/threonine kinase activity; ATP binding. Gene Ontology annotation, biological process: peptidyl-serine phosphorylation; peptidyl-threonine phosphorylation; regulation of chromosome separation. Gene Ontology annotation, cellular component: nucleus; protein kinase CK2 complex; cytosol. NCBI's taxonomy places the organism in Eukaryota, Metazoa, Chordata, Actinopteri, Kurtiformes, Apogonidae. The record is from RefSeq and is a predicted model, not a curated record.
CUCUCUCCCUCCGGGCGAACCCCCGCUACCGAUCCGUCACAUCAACAGUUGAUUGAUAGCUAACACUGGACCCCCGAACGAACGCUCGCCCCCUUCUUCCGCUCGUCCAUCGGCCGGAGCAGGAAGCCCCUCCGCUCCCUCGCGCACAGUUCGCAUUCGGGGCCCGUGCGGAGGAGCUCCGGACUUUUAACCCGUGCUAUUUCAAUCAGCCCCUUUUUCCUCCUUCUCUGUGGCCUUGUUGUGGGGUCCGUAUCUAGUCUACCUCAGCCCCCCAGUACCUCCCCCGUCCCCCCGGUGUCUACAAUCCACCCCGUCGCUGGAGCCCGGCGCCGGCUCUGCUGCUACUGACAAUCCGACCAGAGGCGCUGCUCGGCGGACACCUCCUGCGGCCGAACCCGGCUGGAUCUCUGGUUCUCUUCUUUUCUGCAGAGGGAGGGGGGCAGCUGUCUUGGUUCGUCCCACCUCACACCCACUUAAAUAGCACACAGCACAAAUCCCGUAGCCGCCCUUCACCUCCACCACCACCCCUUCCAGGUGUGCCCGUCCUCCCCGGCACUCACAGCCCCCUGCCCGCCCCGCUGCUGCCGAGGCUCGGGUCUCGCCAUGCCGGGUCCGGUGGCCGGUAGCAAGUCCCGUGUGUACGCAGAUGUCAACACGCUGAAGAGCCGGGAGUACUGGGACUACGAGGCCCACGUCCCCAACUGGAACAACCAAGAGGAUUAUCAGCUGGUUCGGAAGCUGGGCAGAGGGAAGUACAGCGAAGUGUUCGAGGCCAUAAACAUCACCAACAAUGAGAAGGUGGUGGUCAAGAUCCUGAAGCCGGUCAAGAAGAAGAAGAUCAAACGAGAGAUCAAGAUCCUAGAGAACCUGCGAGGAGGGACCAACAUCAUCCGCCUGGUGGACACCGUCAAAGACCCAGUGUCCAGAACUCCAGCGCUCGUCUUUGAUGCAUCAAACACAGACUUUAAGGAGCUGUACCAGAAGUUGACAGAUUAUGAUAUCCGUUUCUUGUAUGAACUACUGAAGGCUCUGGACUACUGUCACAGCAUGGGAAUCAUGCACCGUGACGUCAAACCCCACAAUGUGAUGAUCGACCACCAGUUGAGAAAGCUACGCCUUAUAGACUGGGGUUUGGCGGAGUUCUAUCACCCAUCCCAAGAAUAUAACGUCAGGGUGGCCUCCAGAUAUUUCAAAGGCCCUGAACUGUUGGUGGACUACCAGAUGUAUGACUACAGUCUAGACAUGUGGAGCCUGGGCUGUAUGUUGGCCAGUAUGAUCUUUCAGAAAGAGCCCUUUCACGGACAAGACAACUAUGACCAGCUGGUGCGAAUCGCCAAGGUCCUGGGGACAGACGAGCUGUUCGGCUACCUGCGGAAAUACCACAUCGAACUGGACCCGCGCUUCAAAGACCUCCUGGGACAACAGAGCAGGAAGCGCUGGGAACAGUUUGUGCAGACGGAGAACCAGCACUUGGUAAGUCCUGAAGCCUUGGACCUGCUGGACAAGCUGCUACGUUACGACCACCAACAGAGACUGACGGCCACGGAGGCCAUGGAGCACCCCUACUUCUACCCAGUAGUAAGGAGCAGUCUCUGUCCAACUCUGACAACAACAUGGUUUCCAGUGGCAACACUACAGCACGAUGAAACACAGGUAAGACACUGACGACGCCUGAGAGAAAACAGAAAUGGAACUGCAGAAAAACUUCCUGACAUGUUUGGACUAAUACAGAACAAAUUUAUUCCACCACCUCCCCCUGUUUGUGUCUGAGACCGUCCAACAUCAUGAAGUGCUUUAUUUGAACACUUUCAUUUACAGUGAACGUUAGAGGUUUUGCCAUUUUCAACAGGAACGAGGAAUCUCUGACUGAAUUCACCUUUUUAUUUCAUAAGUUGAGCUGCUCACUGAGUUUUCUGAU